Molecule: messenger RNA, 1167 nt
Organism: Aspergillus uvarum CBS 121591
Lineage: Eukaryota; Fungi; Ascomycota; Eurotiomycetes; Eurotiales; Aspergillaceae
Product: chorismate mutase ARO7
Exons: 2
Coding region: 224-1018 (264 amino acids)
Biological process (GO): chorismate metabolic process; aromatic amino acid biosynthetic process
Cellular component (GO): cytoplasm
Molecular function (GO): chorismate mutase activity
Source: RefSeq, a predicted model, not a curated record
UAUAACAUUUGCAGCUGUCGGAAUGUAGUCCAUAUGUCGCUCGCAAAAUCGAGACAGAGCCGUGAUGAUCGGCAAGGCUAGUGCUGUAGGUUCUGUAACCUGCCCAGCACUUAAAUCCGAUAUCGUUCCCAAGGAAUGUUUGAAACCUCAACGUCGCCGAUUCUCUGCUUCCGAUAGUGAGAUUAGAUUCCUUUCUUUCAUAGACUGAUAACCCUGCAACAUCAUGGAUACAGCCAUUGACCUUUCCGAUGCCUCCAAGGCGUUGGAUCUCGCCAACAUCCGCUUCCAGCUAAUCCGACUUGAAGAUACUAUCACUUUUCAUCUUAUCGAACGGGUCCAAUUUCCCCUCAACAAGCCUGUCUACACUCCCGGCGGUGUAUCAAUCCCUGAAACUAAUAUCAGCCUCCUGGACUACCUGCUUCGCGAACAGGAACGCAUUCAGUCCCGCGUCCGUCGCUACCAAUCGCCCGAUGAAUACCCUUUCUUCCCCGAGGUUCUGGAAGAACCUAUCCUGGCGCCCCUGCAAUACCCCAAAAUCUUGCACGACAAUGACGUGAACGUCAAUGGCAUCAUCAAGCAACGCUACAUUGAGAACAUUCUUCCCGCCGUCUGCGCUCAAUUCGGCCGUGAAGACCGCGGCGAGACUCAGGAAAACUAUGGCUCCUCCGCUACCUGCGAUGUCAGCUGUCUACAGGCCCUUUCGCGUCGCAUCCAUUUUGGCAAGUUCGUCGCUGAGGCCAAGUUCCAGAAGGAACCCGAACGCUUCGUCAAAUUGAUUAAGGCCAACGACCGCGAGGGUAUUGAUGCUGCCAUCACCGAUGCGAAGGUCGAACAGAAGGUUCUCGAGCGCUUGGCCUUGAAGGCCAAGACAUACGGUACCGAUCCCGCCUUUCCCACGGAGAGCGGACUUAAGAUCAAUGUGGAGGCGGUGGUUGCGAUGUACAAGGUGAGAAUACUCUCCUGUGAGGUCUGGAUAUUCACUGAUUGUCUUUUAGGAAUAUGUCAUUCCCCUUACUAAAGUCGUCGAGGUUGAUUAUCUGAUGCAGCGCCUGAAGGGCACGCAAUGGGAGUGAAAGGGAACAAGUGAAUACUUGUCACUCACCUAUAAACGGAUUUCUUAGAUACUAUUAUGAUACCAUUAAAAUGUGCAAUAAAAGAAGCCGGGGU